This is a messenger RNA of Lottia gigantea (owl limpet), 1239 nucleotides long. RefSeq lists its product as hypothetical. The transcript has 5 exons. The coding region runs from base 1 to 1239 and encodes 412 amino acids. The record is from RefSeq and is a predicted model, not a curated record. Gene Ontology annotation, cellular component: membrane. NCBI's taxonomy places the organism in Eukaryota, Metazoa, Mollusca, Gastropoda, Lottiidae. Gene Ontology annotation, molecular function: carboxylic ester hydrolase activity.
AUGGGAACCUUAGCGCGAGUGUUGUUCAUUCCUGUAAUAUGUGCCGUUAUGGGGUAUUAUUUAUAUACACCAUUACCAGAUGGAUUGAGACAAAAGUCUAGAAUCCAAUUAUUCUAUGCAAAACACAAAAUCUCAAGUUUACUGAUAUCAAUGGGUGUAAAACUGGGGUUUGGUUCUGGUAUAGAGUUGGCAAGACGAUACCAACAUUAUACAAUGGUAUCUCCUUUAAAUGAUGAAAAUAUCACUGUGACGAAUACAACGUUCAGUGGUAUACCAGUGAUGAUCUUCACACCAAAUACAGUAUCCAGUAAAUCACCGGCUAUAGUUUAUUUUCAUGGUGGAGGCUGGAUGUUUUUAUCGUCAGGUACAAAAUCUCAUUUCACGAACAAUUUGUACCGCAAGAGCCAGAUUAAUGUGUUAAACACGUAUAGCCCUUAUAUUAUUACUUCUUUCAGCUAUAGAUUAAGUCCAGAGCACCCAUUUCCGGCAGCGUUCGAUGAUUGUGUUACUGCAACAGUUCAUGUUUUACAAAAUGGACACAAAUUUGGCGUUGAUAGUGACAAUGUGGGUGUAGCUGGUGACAGUGCAGGAGGGAACCUAGCAGCAGCAGUAGCUCUCAGACUUUCAGACGAGAAGGAAUCUAGACUUCCUAAAUUGCGGUUCCAGAUAAUAAUAUAUUCCGUACUCCAAGCUUGGGAUUUUAAACUACCCAGCUAUACCCAUAAUGAGAUAACGUUAUUUCCUAGUUCAGUUAUGAUCAAAUUUAUUUUACCUUAUCUUGGUGAAGUGGCAACUGAUGAAAAUAUCGCUGUGUGUUUAUCAAAUAAUCAUCUCACACCAGCUUUAAAAAAAUCUAAAUUUACCAAAUUUGUGGAUCAAAGUCUGCUUCCUCCUCAGUUUAGAAGAACUCCACCAAAAAUUGAUGAUGUUCUAAAUACAACACUAGCAAAAAGAUUAGAAACGUUGAUAAUAAAUCCCUAUGCAUUUCCCUUAAUGGCUAAAGAUCUGUCUCGACUUCCGCCAGCCUUUGUGUUAACUUGUCAACAUGAUUUAACCCGAGAUGAUGCUUUAAUGUAUGUAGAACGAUUACGUAAAGCAGGAAUUGAUGUACAGCAUAAACAUGUUACUGAUGCAGUGCAUGAUUUCUUUCUCAGGGCACCUAAUAAUGACUUUACAUAUGAUGUACAUUUAGAAACUUUAUCGGAUUUGAAAGUUUAUGCAAAUAAAUAUUAUAAAUGA